Messenger RNA from Eremomyces bilateralis CBS 781.70, 1638 nucleotides. RefSeq names its product amidase signature enzyme. NCBI's taxonomy places the organism in Eukaryota, Fungi, Ascomycota, Dothideomycetes, Eremomycetales, Eremomycetaceae. The record is from RefSeq and is a predicted model, not a curated record. The transcript has 3 exons. The coding region runs from base 1 to 1638 and encodes 545 amino acids. Gene Ontology annotation, molecular function: catalytic activity.
AUGUCAGUCUUCUUCGAUUCUCCCUUAGACCCUAGUCUAAUAGCGAUUGAAGAGCCUAAAUUGCUUCUUGAAUCGAUUAGCAUCACUGAUGGCAUAACUCUGGAAGAGUCUGGAGACUACCGCCAGCUGUUAGCGGGCGUUCAUGAUUGUGCAGAGAAGAUCCUUCGACUGCCAGACUACCAAUGCUCCUCCGACUCGCCAGCAUAUCCUCGAGGGAACAUUCAUCGUCCGACUGAUGAGGAAAAUGUCCUCGGACAUGCCUGGGCCCACAGGUUCCACAUCAGAGGCAACCCAAGCGGUGGCCCGCUGAAGGGAAAGACCGUCUGUCUGAAGGAUUGCAUCGCAGUCGCGGGAGUGCCGCAGUUCUUUGGAACCGACGCCUUUGCUCCAUGGACUCCGAAAAGGGACGCCGCCGUUGUCACGCGGGCAUUGGACGCUGGUGCAGAGGUAGUCGGCACUGCUACAUGCGAGAACUUUUGCAAUUCGACUUCGUCCUUCACAAGCGCGCAGGGCGUCGUAGAGAAUCCCUUUGCAGAAGGCUAUUCUUCUGGCGGCAGCACCUCCGGCGGCGCAGCCUUGGUCGGGGCAGGCCAUGUUCACAUUGCAAUCGGCGCCGACCAAGGUGGGAGUAUCAGAAUUCCAGCGGCAUUCUGUGGUUGUGUUGGACUAAAACCGACGCAUGGCUUGGUUCCCUACACCGGCGUCACUAGCGGCGAUGCGAUCAAUGAUCAUGUCGGACCGAUCGCGAGGACCGUGUUGGAAGUAGCAUCAUGCUUGGAUGCGCUUAGUGGACAGGACAGGCUGGAUGACCGUACCCUCGGAGCGCCCCCUCGCGGCUCGACCUCCUUUGCCAAGUCUCUGCGCCCUGCGUUGAGCAGCACUGCAGGCUUUAGGGUUGGGAUACUGGUAGAGGGAUUUGAGCACCAGCUGGUUGAUCCCGCAAUCAAGGACCUCGUCUUGCGCGCUGCACGCAGGUUCGAGACGCUCGGAGCGAUCGUCGAGCAGGUCUCGGUACCAUGUCAUAUGGAGGGACCGGCUGUUUGGACGAUUCAGCAACGCAUCUCAGGAGCCCUGAACCUUUUGGGGCUUCAGCACGGCCGAAGGGGUUUGUAUCCGACAGAAUUUGAAGAAGCGCGCCUCCCUUGGACCAAUGCCAGCUUCCAACGGCUGUUUCCUACAACAAAGAAUACGAUGAUCAACGGACUGUACCUUGCGAAGAACUUCCCUGGUCUCUAUCCAAAGACCCUUAACCUAGCGCAACAGCUGAAAGACUCGUAUGAGAAACUUUUUGAGACGUACGAUGUUGUUGUCAUGCCCACGGUGCCUUGCAUCGUGCCGAAGCAUGUGGACUGGAGACAAGGAGAAUCGCCACUGAAGGCUUUGAAGCCGAGCGUGGGCCUUACCAUCAACACUGCAAUCUUCAACAUUACGGGACAUCCGGCCAUGACCAUUCCCGUCGGCUUCUUGCCCGCAAAGGACGACCAUACAAUCCAGCUGCCUGUUGGGAUGCAAUUGGUGGGUGGACUGUGGCAGGAGCAAAAGAUUCUUGAUGCCGGCCAUGCAUGGCAAUCCACGUUUGACUGGAUGAAUUUCAAUGCUGAGGAUGCCCCGAUUCAGAGACCACCGACGAGGCUUUGA